Molecule: messenger RNA, 4057 nt
Organism: Thamnophis sirtalis
Lineage: Eukaryota; Metazoa; Chordata; Lepidosauria; Squamata; Natricidae
Gene: RNF135
Product: ring finger protein 135
Molecular function (GO): metal ion binding; protein binding
Source: RefSeq, a predicted model, not a curated record
UGGCUUAAAAGAAAGAAAAACUAGAAAAUCCAAUUGCGUUUUGGAAAAACCACCUUUGGGACUUGCCAGGAAAACCUCAGGGAUCAAACCAGGUAGUUGCCAGAAGUCAAAAACUGGCCAGAAGGCAUGCAGGCAUGCAUGCAUGGAAGGUCCUUGUCUUCCAUCUCAGCGACAACGAAGAAUAACACGAUCCGUGUCGUUUCGGUUCUGUGUGAAGCCAGCCGGGGAGCCGAUGCCCGUGUUGCUGGCGACGGAUGACCUGCAGUGUUCCAUCUGCCUGGAACUGCUCAGCAACCCGGCCACGGUGCAAUGCGGCCACAGCUUCUGCCUGCACUGCAUCCGAAAAUGGGUCGCAGAGGGCCAGCCGGAAUGUCCCAACUGCAAGCGUCGGGUGCCCGACAAGUUGCCCGAGCGCACCGUCUUGCUGAACUUGAUCCUGGAAAGAUAUAACUGCCUAGCCUCCGGCGACCCACUUCCCACAGAAAACUCGCGCCUGGCGGAGCCGGGCUUCCCAGACAGGGCGAGAGGCAAGCGGGACGUCUCCCUUCCCAGGCGCGGUUUCCAGGAUUAUAUGUUUCAAACCAGAAGCUCUAUUUCAAAAGCCUUCAGUUUUAUGAAAAAGUGCAUUUGUGAUCAAGAGAAAAUAGUGCUAAGGAUCAUUGAAGAAGAAUGGAAUGUGGCUGAACAAAUAACAGACAAGCAGAUCAAUGGAAAAAAUCCCAUUUUGGAUUUGCAGAAUACAUCUGAAGAAGUUAUGAUGAAAAUGUCAUCAGGACAAGAAGAUUAUAUUGGCGAUCCCAUUCAGAAGAUCAGCAAUAUUGCCAGUGCUGUUGAAGAGUUAAGGAGACAACUGGAAGCAGCAAUUUUGAGGAAUUUCCCAGCGCAGCCAUCUCAGAAGCCUUCUCCAGGAACCAGCAACAAUAGUGAAGCUGCAGCUGAUGGAGCAAAAGAAAUGUUCCUUUCCAUUGAUUCCUUCCCAAGGAAUGAUUCCGUGCAGGAAGCAAGCAGCUCUUCAUCAGCAGCGCCAUCUCCUAGUGACAGAGAAUUGCCGAUGAUUUCAAGUAGUUUUUCUCAGUGGAUGUCCAUCGUUACAUUUGAUGAUGAAACAGUUGGUUGCAGCCUUGAGAUCACAGGCAAUAAAAGGAAAGUGAGAGUGUCUCGUAGUCGCAAACAAUAUGAACGCUCCCCGAAGAGAUUUUGCAACGGUCAAGUGCUGGGCUCUCCGGGUUUCUCUGAAGGCCGCCAUUACUGGGAAGUCAACAGCAAGGGAUCUUCUGUAUGGGCCAUUGGUGUUGCCAGUGGGGACAUUGGCACAAAGGACCGACUAGGAAGAAAUGAAUUAUCCUGGUGCCUAGAAUUCAAUAAACAUACCUCGGCAUGGCACAACAGUCAACAAACCAAAAUUGAUGAAAAUAGGCCUUUGCGGGUUGGAGUUUUCCUUGACUUUCCAACAAAAACAUUGUCUUUUUAUUCUCUCACUGAUAAAGAAACAUGUUUACACAAGUUUGAAAUCAACGCAGCAAAUCCAGUUUACCCUGCUUUUUGGAUUGCUAGCUUGAAUAUUGGUGAGAGUUUAACUAUAAAUGAUGUUAAUAGGCAUUAAUUUUACGCCACAAUUGUAUAUUGUAUAUUGUCUUAAUAAGCAUUUGCCCUCUAAAGACUCUUUUAAGAUUCUGAUGUUUUGCUGCUUGAAUUAUGAAGUGCUUCAUCUUUUCUGGCUUUCGGAAUGGAAAUGAGUCUUACACAGGGUGAGCAUGUUGGAAGCUUGCACUCUCAUUGGACGGAGGUUAGAAGGUGCACAGUUUCAAAAGAAAGUUUGGGUUCGGGGUGCAUAAAUACAGUCUGUCAACUACCAUGAUCCCUGCAUAGCCAGUUGCAGAUUGCCCUUCACACACAAUACUUCGUUCAGCAUCCAUUCAAAGUUAUGGCACUGCUGAGCAGAGGAUUUACGACUGGUGCUCAAAGUUAUGACCAUAGCAGCACCCCUAUGGUCAUGUGAUCAUGAUCUGGGCACUUAGCAAUCCAUUUGAGCUAAUGACCAACUUGCCAACUAUCCCGUGUUCAUGUGUUUGCUAUAUGGAACGUUCCCUGCCAGCUUCCCCACAAAGUCAAUGAGGAAACCAGCAGGGUUUGCUAGAAGUCAUUGGUGCAAGUCUCCCCAUCCAUGCUUCCUCUCCACCCCGUCUGCGCUUGUGCCAUUAGGGCCACUUGCACAUCUCCCAUGAACCCUUCCUGACCUACGUUCCACCUCUAUGCACUCUUUGAUCCACACGGCACUUCUUGCACAUCCAUUCCAAGCUGUGUUGCACCCUUGUGCAUCCUUUCCAACCCAUGUCGCACCACUAUGUAGCCUUCCCAACCUACGCCACAACUUGCACACCUUUCCUGACUGACACUGCACUCCAUAUCCUUUCUGACCUUCAUGACCAUGUACACUCCCCGAUCUACCUGCCUCUUGUGUACCUACCCAUCCUAUAUUGCACCCCAUCCAUCCUCCCUCGCCCACCUUGCACCUUUGGCACACUCUGUACAUCCUUCUCGAGUCAUGCUGCAAGCCCAUGCAUCCUAUCAGACAAGCACCCUCGCAUUCUUCCCAACCAACAUCACACCUCCAUGAACUUUCCCCAUAAUGUCUCAUACAUCCCUGCUCACCUGGCCCUCACUAUACUCCUGUAUGCUCUUAUAUAGUAUCCUGUGUCCCCACAGACCUUUUCCAAGCUGGCAUGCCUCCACGCACCCUCUCCAACCUGCACAGCACCUCUCACAUGCUCCCUCCCUCAUCCAGAAAAAAACACUUAUUUGCUGGUCUGAGACUUAGAACCUCCUGCUGGAUUCCCUACUGACUUUGGUUGUAGGAAGCCAGCAAGAAGUUGCCUCGCCUCACAAUCGUGGGGUACAGUUAACAAAAGCAACCAGGAUUACAGGGAUACAGUUGCCUUUUUGACUGCAUUGCUUAGUGCUGAAAAUUCAGAUCCCAAUUGUUAUUAUAAGUUGAGGACUACCUAUCGCACAUUCAAAUGACUUUAUCCUAGUACUAGUAUCAUGGUUGACAAUGGGACAUACUGGAACUUGGUGGUAAACACUUAGUGGUAAACAGUUAUCUAUGAAAAUGGGUGGAAAAAUCAGGCUGUUCGAUGUCAUCUAAAUUUUACACAUAAUAUGUAUGUAGUGUUACUACUAGAUCUGUACUAUAUAGUAUCCAGUAUGGUCUAGAUUUUAAUACUUUACAAUCUUAUACUUCCAGUAAUUUAUGGAUGUCAUCAUUUUUUUCAAAUUACUUCCAGUGCUGUAUUCCCUAGUUUCCUGUCCUUUUGUAAAAACAAUAACCUCACUAUUGUUAGAGGGCCAGCAGGUAAACCAAUAAUUAAAAUUCUCCAGCAAUGAGUUCUAGUUUUUAAUCACAACAUAAUUGAGAAUCCGUAGAACAUAGUUUUGAAGGUAAUAAAAAAGUAGAGAGACUAAGGGGACACCAAUUCUCCUCUAAUCAUGAAAUUCAGAGAUUAAUUUUUCCUAUUAUUUACAUUCAACCCAGGUACUGUUUAGGAUAGAAAGGGGUUCCACGUGUGACAUUUGAUGAAAAUCAGAAUAGAAGCAUUAUGAUAAAAAAACAAUGUGGGGGAUAUUGAGCAGACUUAGCAUUAUAUAUUUGCAAAUGAAUACACUUCAGAGUCAAUUAUUUCAGAAUAUAGGAGGAGUUAUUGAAGUAUUUUAAAAAUAAAUGGACCCAUAACUUGAUAACAAUGACAAAGUAAAAAUUAGAAAAGUAAAAAUAACAAAUUUCUGGAAGAACCCUCACAUGUGGUACUUUGUUCAGUCCUGGAACUCAUAUCAAGAAAUUCAGUAAGAACUUUAGAGGAAUAGAAGUGGAUGUGAAUAAAUAAAACAAUACUGUGUCACUUUCAUCCUACAUUCUCUAUAUAUUUCAAAGUAGCCAGCUUACAAACAUAUUUUUGCUUGAUUAGUAAAGUUGCAUUAUUUAUAGUUAUGGUUUAGUUGUAUGUUUUUUAAAGGUAUAUAAUCACUUCGUUAUAUACAUCCAGCAAUAAAACCUGGGUUC